This is a messenger RNA of Cydia strobilella, 1790 nucleotides long. Its product is annotated as tumor protein p63-regulated gene 1-like protein. The record is from RefSeq and is a predicted model, not a curated record. The transcript is spliced from 6 exons. NCBI's taxonomy places the organism in Eukaryota, Metazoa, Arthropoda, Insecta, Lepidoptera, Tortricidae. The coding region runs from base 63 to 1091 and encodes 342 amino acids. Gene Ontology annotation, cellular component: cytoplasm.
UUAGUCUUAUCGCGGUCGAUUAUUGAAUUUACGAAAUUACGCUUUACAAAUUAUAAGCAAACAUGAGCGACUUGCUUGACGACGAUUUGGAGUUCCGUGGCGGUACGCUGCAGUUGUCUUCAGAGAAUAACGCUGAAGAGCAAGGCGGUAGUAGUAAUACACUGGGUGUAAACAUAAGUAAGCCCUCAAUAUUGUCUGGUGCGGACUCUUUGCCGUCGAAUUCAUCUACAUCUUCCCUUGCCGAAGGAAGGCCACAAGAAGCCAACGCCUCUGCAGCGCCACCUGAACAACAAACUGUGUACCCCCGCUACGAUGUACCAUUCAACCGAGAGAACAUUCAGGACUUCUUCACAUUCCGGAAGGGAGUUGUCGAGAGUGCCAUACAAGAGUGUAUCACAGUGCUGCUGUUUCCUGAGGAUGGGGAGUACCUUGGUUCAUGGUUAUUGACAGAAAUAACUCUGUGGGACAACGAGAAGGAGCGAAUAGUUCUGCUGACAUCCCGGCUGGUGAUGACCAUAAAGUAUGACUUCAUCGCCAUGAAGCAACUGGACUUCAAGAAGACAUACCUCGACGAUCUGGACACCAUCGUUAUUGGGGAGCUUGUGUACCCACCCUCCUCUUUAGUUCCUCGGUUGAACGGCAUAGCGACGGGCGUGACUACGGUGGUGAAAGACGUCGUGAUUGACCGUCUGUGCCGGCGGCCGAGCGACGACGGGGACGCCAAACUCUUCGAUUACAAGUAUUUUGAACCUAGAGAACGUAACCUACGCGGAGUCCGACUGAUGUGGAACAAAGGGGAGCCGCUACCACUGAAAAUGGCGUGGAACCCUUUUAGUCAGGACGUCCCUUUUAUAACAUUCGCAUCGCAUCCGAUUUACUGGCAUAAAGAUGACGAAGUCGAAGAGCGUUCCACGUACGACAUGGAAAUUUUCGCCCAGAAGUUACAGAGGGCCGUCGAAGCUAUGGCCUCAUCAUCCUGCUGUAUACACCACGCACCUAUAGUCAUACAGAGUUACGUAGGUGUGACGUCAAUGCUACAUAAUAAGACAAGCAUGGGCUUCUUCAAGGUCAGAGGGAAGUUUAGUUUCUAAUUACUAAGGCCUGUGGAUUAUAGAAAUUAGUAACCAUGACAUAGGGAAGUGGUUCCCAUGGUCAUACAAAGUUACGUAGAUGUGAAGUCAUUGAUUUACAAUAAUACCAGUAUGGGAUUUUUCAAGGUCAGAGGGAAGUUUAGUUUAAUCACUAAGGCCUGUGGGUUAAAGAAAUUAGUAACCAUGACAUAGGGUUAUGGGAAGUGGUUCCCUUGGUCAUACAAAGUUACGUAGAUGUGAAGUCAUUGAUUCACAAUAAUACCAGUAUGGGAUUUUUCAAGGUCAAAGGGAAGUUUAGUUUCUAAUCACUAAGGCCUGUGGGUUAUAGAAAUUAGUAACCAUGACAUAGGGUUAUGGGAAGUGGUUCCCAUGGUCAUACAAAGUUAUGUAGAUGUGAAGUCAUUGAUUCACAAUAAUACCAGUAUGGGAUUUUUCAAGGUCAAAGGGAAGUUUAGUUUCUAAUCACUAAGGCCUGUGGGUUAUAGAAAUUAGUAACCAUGACAUAGGGUUAUGGGAAGUGGUUCCCAUGGUCAUACAAAGUUACGUAGAUGUGAAGUCAUUGAUUCACAAUAAUACCAGUAUGGGAUUUUUCAAGGUCAAAGGGAAGUUUAGUUUCUAAUCACUAAGGCCUGUGGGUUAUAGAAAUUAGUAACCAUGACAUAGGGUUAUGGGAAGUGGUUCCCAUGGUCAUACAAAGUU